Neurospora tetraspora is the source of this 1028-nucleotide messenger RNA. RefSeq lists its product as uncharacterized. Lineage: Eukaryota; Fungi; Ascomycota; Sordariomycetes; Sordariales; Sordariaceae. Bases 135 to 908 code for a protein of 257 amino acids. The transcript has a single exon. The record is from RefSeq and is a predicted model, not a curated record.
UGCAGUACCCAAGUUGAGAGAUUGCUUACUAGCAUGUCACAGCAUUAGCUAGAUACGAGACAAAAUGGGAUUUUCUCCUUUGUCUAUCUAUCACACUCCCUCUCUCCGCCGAGAGUCGGCCCUACCUGCCAUUGAUGUUUCCAGUCUGCCUUUGUUUCACGAUUCCGCAUGGACUCAUCCAGCACAGAAUCCGGGGAAUAGUCAGGGGUACCCGGAGCAUUGCUGCCCAAGGUGCCGCUACUCUCCCCGAUAGCACUGGUUUUAUACCGGACGCCGAGCCGAAUGGGUGGCGGAUGAGCACAAUACCUAGGUGUCGUAUGCUAACUUCCAAGAGCUCCAUGGUGGUCAUCAAAGCAUGGUACCUGAAAAAUGGAACCCGUAACCGAAUUGUGAUGAAGUUUCAAAGUGGUAGACAUUCUUUCUGUCUACCUACCAUAAAAGCCGCUCAGGAGAUAACAACUUGUCAGAAUACUGUUGUCGUUCACCCUGCGGCUCUGCUGCGCCUUUGCACCGCCGAGCACAAAAGGAUUAAGCUUUCGAUAUACAUAGCCGAUCCCAGCUUACACAGUGGGCAUAGUUUGUCGGCAUCUUCCCAUAGGUUACGGGUCCCGUCCCCCAUUGAAAACAGUCCAACCGCAGGCAUUUCCUUGCCAUCGUCCCGCAGCUCUGGGAACGGGCAAAAACGACAUCUCCCAUUGACAGAUACAUAUAUCUCGCCAUCGUCCUCCCCACACACCAAACAGCAUCCGUCCUCUACUGGUCCAUGCCCCGAUUGGAAUUUGGGUCCUCGCCAAUCCUGUGCUGAAGCCUGGGCCCAAUUCACAUCAGACAUACCUAUCAUGACCAGCAACCGAAGGCCAUUUCAGUCUCCUAGCCGGAGGUUUCUUCUUUGGGUAUUGACACCCUGACUCACUCUCACUUGUGCUCUUGUUGGUAGUGUACCACUUGUUCACUCCGAGAUCCAAGAUCUUUUACCACUGGCGUCGUCAUAGCGGCAUUCGUACCCCACAGCUACGGCGAACCACUUA